Messenger RNA from Anopheles darlingi, 1438 nucleotides. RefSeq names its product trichohyalin-like. The transcript has 5 exons. The record is from RefSeq and is a predicted model, not a curated record. Bases 61 to 1395 code for a protein of 444 amino acids. NCBI's taxonomy places the organism in Eukaryota, Metazoa, Arthropoda, Insecta, Diptera, Culicidae.
CGUGGACGAAGAAAAAUUGCCGAAUUCCUUUCCAUUUAUUUCGUCUUUCUUUGUGCUGGAAUGUCGUACGAGAUGAUGUUUUAUCCGGAGAUAAGUAUACAGAAUGAGCUGAAAAAGUUGAUGGCAUGUGCCGAUCAGGCGUACGAUUAUCAGCUCGAAGGGAAGAGGAAAAGAUUGCAGAUACUUCUGCAGACGGAGGAGCAACAACUGGAAGAGGAAAUAAUGCAAAAGCUGCAGCGGGAGGAGGAAGAUCGUUUGCAGGAAAAAAAGAAUAAACUACUGAUAAUGAAACAGGAACAAGAGCGGAAGCGUGCCGAUUUAGUGAAGAACAAAAUGAUACAACUUCAACUGAACAACUGUGACGAAAUCCGAUCAUUCCUGCAGCAAAAGUACCACGAGGAAUCAAAAAAGUGCCAACUGGCCCAGAUUGAGGACAAAAUGAAGCUGAAGCAAGCGAAAAUGGACGAGGAGCGAAUGUGGACUGAUGUGCACAUACGGAAGUACAAGAUGGAUCUGGAAAAGGAACUAUCCGCCAAGCGUGAGCGAUCGUUGAAGGAACAGAAAACCUUACAGGACGUUAUGGUGCAGAUAAAGGAAAAAUCUCUCAAAGCCGCCCAAGAAAAGGAGGAUCUACAGAAAGUGGUCUGUGCCGCGCUACCGUUCCCUGACCAUGAUCCGAAGCUCAAAUCGAUCGGAAAGGUGGAGCUAGCGGAACAGUUGAAGGAACAGAUAAGUUUCCGGAAGGAGUUGCAGCGCAAUCGAGAUGAACAGGAUCGCCAGGUGAUCCGCAUACUGAACGAAACCAUGGCCCGCGAGCUGGAGCAGGAGAAACUGGCACUCAAAUCGGAAGAGGAGUUAUUGCGCAAACAAAAGGACCAGUUCUAUCAGUACUCCAAGCACGUACAGCGUCAGCGUCAGAUAGAGGAAGGAAAGCUGGAGAAGCUUAUCAUGGACACGCACGCCAAAUUUGACCAGGAAAGUCUGGAAAAAUGUCAACGGGAAAAGCAAAAGCACCUUCAACUAGCCGCGGUAGCUCACGAGGGCCAACGAAAUCAAAUUGCGGAAAUGGAAGCCCGGAAGCUUAGGGAACGCGAAGAGCGCCAGCAAGAAGCACUAAAGGAACGGGAAUACCAGGAAAAAAUGCGCUACGACGCAUUGCGAGCGGACUGCAGGAUACAGACGGCGGUGCAACAGUACCGGGAUUCGCUGAAGGAACAGAUCAAAUCAGCCAAUCUGGAGCGUGAGCAUACCAAACGCACCAAUCAGCUGGAAACGAAUCGCAUAAUCGAGCGCAGCUACAACGAGUUGAAUUUUGUGCAAAGUUACGUCAAGGGAUCGUUUGAGGCACACUUUAAGAAACAUCCAAACAUUUCUCUCAUGAAACGAAAGUACUGAUAAGCGGAAGCUGGAAUGGAAGCCAAAUCUUUAGAUAUCAAUU